AUGAGCGAGUAUAACAAGGAGGGCGGCGGCAGCGAUGGCAGCACCGUCAUGGGCGAGUGGAUAUCGUGCGAGGCAGCUGAGUGCCAGGAAGAUCUGGACGACAUCGUCUCGGCAGCGGCGGCCGCCAGCAGCAGCGGUGCUGACGUUGACUUUGAUGGCAGCGACCAGGGCAGCGGCGGAGGUGGCGAGGGACGGGCGCAAUACGCUCCAGAUGACGAAGACGGCGAGGCGGACGGCCCCCCACCGACGGCGCAGCUGCUCUUUUCCGAGUGCGCUGACCAAUCGCGACUCGCCGCGCCGUCGGCGCUGCAGACACUCACCCUCUGCGACUGCCCACAGCUCUCGGAGCUGCCGCAGGCAAUCCGCUCGCUGGACCGCCUUGAGCGGCUGUGGCUCUGGCGCUGCGACGCCCUGGCAUCCCUGGGCGGCACGCCCUCGCGAGGAGGCGGCGGCGACGGGGCCCUGCCGCCGAGCCUGCGGGUGCUGUGGGUGUACGCCUGCCGCGCCCUGCCGUCCCUGGGCGCCGCCUUCGGGGCACUGCCGCUGCUUGAAGCCCUCCGGGUGUCAAACUGCGCGGCGCUGACAUCCCUCUGCUGCAACGGCAGCAAGGGUGGCGGCGGCGGGCUGCCCGCGAGCCUGCAGAGGCUCUACAUUGACCUGGCGCCCCUGCAGCAGCUGCCGGGCGCCGUCUGGCAGCUUCCCGCCCUCCGGAAGCUCCAGCUCGUCGGCUGCCAAAAGAUCACCGCGCUGCCCCGCGGCGUCUGCCGCCUGCCCGCCCUGACGGCGCUCGUCGCCCAAAACUGCCCUCAGCUCUCCGCUAUCGCGCCCCUCCAGGAGGGCAGCGGCAGCCCCGCGUCUGCUUCGCGUUCAUCCCGCGGCACCGCCGCCGCUGCCGCUGUGGCACAGGCGUCGCCGUUCCCGGCGCUGGAGCUGCUGACGUUGCAGUACUGCCCGGCGCUCAGCUCCCUCUGCGGCGCGCUGGGCGCUCGCGGCGGCGCCCCAGCCUUCCCUCGGCUCAAGGACCUGUUCUUGGGGGACAUGUCGAGCCUGCAGCUCGGGCCGCCGGCACAGGCGCCGGCGCCGGCUCGACCGGCGAAUCCAUCAAGAGGAGGCGAUGCGGCGCCCGAUUUAGCUGCCACUGCGGCCCCGCGCAGCGCCCUCUUUGCAUCGCCGCGGCGGCAGCUGCUGGUCAGAAGCUGCCCCUUGCUCGAGGCGCUCGCUGACAUCAUCGCCUCCCUCGAGCGCCUGCAGAAGCUGCUCGCCCUCGAGAGCUGCAACUCGCUGGCUGCUCUGCCCUCAAACGUCUCCCGCCUGUCGCGGCUCGAGCGGCUAAGCAUUACAAGCUGCCGCGCCCUCGCGUCGCUGGGGCCGGCGCUGCCACCCGCGCUGCGGUCGCUCAGCGUCUCCGGCUGCGGCACACUCGCCGCGCUGCCGACCGCGGCCAGCAGCUUCAAUCACCUGGCGUCCCUUAGCAUAAGCGGCUGCGAGCGCCUGACAGUGCUGCCCGAGGCGCUGGGCGGCGCGUCUGAGCUGGAGGAGCUCUGCGUCUCGCGGUGCCCGCGGCUCAUGGCGCUGCCAGCGGGCCUGGCGCAGCUGCCGCGCCUGGCAGCGCUUUCGCUGCGCGUGAAGGCCGUGCCGGGCACGGGCGACGCCGGCGUGUGGUUGUCCACGCGCGAGGACGUGCAGGUGUUUCUGGCUGGCGCGGUCGCGUGCGACGGCGCGCGAGCGCGUUGA
This is a messenger RNA of Monoraphidium neglectum, 1734 nucleotides long. RefSeq lists its product as hypothetical. The transcript is spliced from 2 exons. Gene Ontology annotation, biological process: defense response to fungus. Lineage: Eukaryota; Viridiplantae; Chlorophyta; Chlorophyceae; Sphaeropleales; Selenastraceae. The coding region runs from base 1 to 1734 and encodes 577 amino acids. The record is from RefSeq and is a predicted model, not a curated record.